Molecule: messenger RNA, 3281 nt
Organism: Hyposmocoma kahamanoa
Lineage: Eukaryota; Metazoa; Arthropoda; Insecta; Lepidoptera; Cosmopterigidae
Product: apyrase-like
Exons: 11
Coding region: 123-1748 (541 amino acids)
Biological process (GO): AMP catabolic process
Cellular component (GO): plasma membrane
Molecular function (GO): metal ion binding; 5'-nucleotidase activity; nucleotide binding
Source: RefSeq, a predicted model, not a curated record
AGAAUCAUCAUCAAUCAUUUCAUAACCGAUAGUUGUUAAUUGUAAGUUAUGCAAACGAGUGAAUUAUAAAAAAAAGUAUAACGUGCCGAAAAAAAUCUAAUUCAAAUUCGUUGUUGGUGAUUAUGGAAGUGACAGUGUUUUUGUUUUUUGCGUAUUUAACUGGGGUACACAGUUUCGCGUUGCCCUUUGAAGGACUUUAUGGACUGGAUAUUAUACACUAUAAUGAUUUUCAUGCAAGAUUCCAAGAAACAGCUGUCCAUUAUCCAACUUGUCGAUUCAACAACGGCUCAUGUCUCGGUGGAUUCCCGCGCCUCUACAAAGAAAUAAGUACACUUUUGAAAGAGAAACCAAAUGCCUUGCUGUUGAACGCCGGAGAUAGCUUUCAAGGGACUUAUUGGUACACUUUGCUAAAAUGGAACGUUACUCAAGAGUUCAUGAACUUGUUGCCUCAUGAUGCUCACGCUGUAGGAAAUCAUGAAUUCGACGACGGUCCAGAAGGCUUGGCACCUUACCUCUCCCAUCUAAAAGCACCGGUGCUAGCAGCCAACAUGGACGUGUCACAAGUGCCUGAACUACAGGGACUCUUUCAGGACAGUAUAGUUGUUAAGAGGAAAGGACGGAAGAUUGGCAUUAUUGGGCUGGCAACUCCGGAAACUACGUACUUGUCUUCACCGGGCAAAGUGGUAUUCAUGGAUCCGGGUGAGGCUACAGAUCGCGAGGCAAAGAAACUUACAGAGAAGGGCGUAGACAUUAUUAUAUUGUUAUCCCACUGUGGAUUGAAGAAGGAUUAUGAACUAGCUCGCGACCACGGAGAAUAUAUAGAUAUUAUAGUAGGUGGACACAGUCACAGCCUACUAUCGAAUGAACCUGCCCCAAGUGGAGAGUCAGUCGCAGGGCCAUACCCUGUAUUUAUUGAGACCAAUAAGAAUUCUAAACAUAAGGUUCUUGUCGUACAGGCAUCAGCAUUCACCAAGUACUUAGGCAAUCUCACAGUGUUUUUCGACUACGUUGGCGAUUACGUCAAAUGGGAAGGAGGACCUAUUUUCUUAAAUCGAUCUAUUCCAGAAGAUGAAGGAAUUAAAGCCAAGCUACAGCCGUAUGCGCAGUUAAUACACGAAGCAGAAAACAUUCGUAUAGGAGAAAGCACGACCACUCUAUUGGCUGAUGAAUGUGUGUACGGAGAAUGCCCUUUGGGAAACUUGAUUGUCGAUACUAUUCAGGCUGUGGCUAAGGAAAAAGUGAAGUCUAAUUACGAUUAUAUAACUUUCAUCCAAAGCAGUAAUAUAAAAGCCAGUAUUCCUCAGGGAACAAUAACUAAAGGCGUGCUAUUCGAAAUUUUUCCAUAUUAUGACAGAAUUACCACUGUCGAGUUACAGGGUAAAUACGUCUUGGAAGCUUUGGAGAGAAGUGUUAAACACGCGUGGGCGUUAGACCCCUUUAAAGGUCCUCGGGUACUGCAGGUUUCUGGUCUUCGAGUAACCUACAAUAUAACACUACCAGAAGAUAAUCGGGUUGUUUCCGCGAUUGUCGGCGAUAUUAAUUCCACCACACCUUUGGACAUUGAUGCAAUUUAUCAAGUAUCGCUGCCGGCUUUUCUGGGUGAUGGAGGAGAUGGGUAUACUAUGUUCCCACUCGGUAGGAAGAAUAUACAACAAAUUGGCCGCGAUCAAACAAUUUUAACAGCAUACCUAGAAAAGAAUUCUCCCAUAACUGUCAAGACCGAUGGAAGAAUUAGGAUUCUUUAUUAAACCGCAGUAUAGUGUUGAGACUUGUUUGGGCCCACUACCAUUCCUUGAAGUACAAGCUGGAGUAUUAGUAUUUAUAAUAAAAAUUCGUGUGCGGCUCUAGUACCGGUAGGCUUGCUAAAUUGUCGGGAAAUCUGGGAUUGUCCCGGAAUUCUUCGUUUUGUCCCGUGUCCAGUAAUUAGACUUUGCUGUCCCGGAUUCCAAACACUUAGAAGUUGUUUUUACAAACUUACUAGAGUCAUUCAUAAAAUAAGUCCCCCAGGCGCUGUAGUCGAAAUGAGUAUUAAAAAAUCCUAAGAUAGAUAGAAAACAACGUUACGGCCAUGUUGUGACCGUCACAUUAGAUAGAUUUCCAUCUCACAAAUUAGUUGUAGUAGUAGACGGGCCGUCUUCCUUAUCCUAGUAGAAUUGUCCCGGAAGUGAUAAGUUAAUAUUUGGCACGGAUAGAUAUUUUUUCAUGCGUUUAAAAGACGGAUAGCCUCAAUAUUCACACACCAAUCGCCCUGAGAACACGUCUGUGAUGGAUCCACACUUUGUUGCACUUUUAUAUUGGUAUAGAAGACGACAACGGCUUUGCCGCCGGAAGAACAGAGGGUGUUUGGUUCAUCCAAUGAAUCAAGAAGCAUUGUGUACUAACACAUUUGAAAAAUUGUACGAAAAUCUGAGUAAUGAUAAAAAAUACGAGUCUUUGUUUCAGUAAAGAUAUCAAUAAAUCGUUGCCCACAGAAGAUUAGCUGGUCAUUUUGUAUUAAUAAAAUUAUGCGUGCCGUCCUUCUAAAUCACUACUUCAAACUAGACGCCGCUUGUUCGGUAAAUAUUCGAUAAAAAACGUAUGAGAUAAAGAGAUGCAUUAACACUAUGCGCCACUGCACACAGAACACGUUAAAGGUCAUUCGGUUUGCAUGACAAGCCAAGGAAAAACACCGCUGUGUGAACAGUUCUAUAUCUAAUGUAUGCGCCACUGUUUAUUCGGUAAGAUUUUUACUACAAAAAACGUGCAGUACAAUGCCGUGUGAGCGGGGGGGUUAGUAGCGGUCACCCGUCGAAUUGCUUCAAUUCGCGCAUCGAUAAGUGUUAUGACUCCCUUAUAGUCGUGGUGAUUCAAUAGUCAGUAUAAACCAUCCAUCAUUAUUUUGUCUUCAGUUAUCAUCAAUUGUCUUGUACUUGACAGACCGCCAAGGAAGUAAGAACCUUGAUUAGUACGGGGUAAGGAGGUAAAAACUAAAAAAUGAUUACGUUAAAACGAGUUGCGUCUGUCGAUCACAUUCACGGUGUGGUGAACAGCUGGAACUUAUAUGUUAGUAUUCUCAGGCACAGGCUUAACAAAUUCUUACUUUUUCUGUAAAGAACACUAUGUAAAUGACGUAUUGUACAAUAUUGAACUUAGUACGCUUUCAAAUUGGACGCUUGGCAGCCCUUGUAGGGCUGCAGUGGCGCCACUGUGGUGCUGCAGCCGCGCCACUCCUAAAAACGAGGUUCUCAAUUCGAUUUUUUUUUCUGUUUUUGUGUGUAUGUUACAUGAUUACUCCGGCAUUU